This is a messenger RNA of Dendronephthya gigantea, 2339 nucleotides long. RefSeq names its product mannosyl-oligosaccharide 1,2-alpha-mannosidase IA-like. The transcript is spliced from 12 exons. Lineage: Eukaryota; Metazoa; Cnidaria; Anthozoa; Malacalcyonacea; Nephtheidae. Bases 11 to 1909 code for a protein of 632 amino acids. The record is from RefSeq and is a predicted model, not a curated record. Gene Ontology annotation, cellular component: endoplasmic reticulum; Golgi membrane. Gene Ontology annotation, molecular function: mannosyl-oligosaccharide 1,2-alpha-mannosidase activity; calcium ion binding. Gene Ontology annotation, biological process: carbohydrate metabolic process; N-glycan processing.
UACAAGCAACAUGGCCGCCACCAAAGGCCCUGUGUUGCCUACACAUUAUCGAUCAUCUGUAGCCGUGCAGAGAAGCGGCCUGCGCGUACGUGAAAAAUACGUGCUUCUUAUAGUAUGUGGGAUAUUUUGUUGCCUUAUGUUUGGGGCUUUUUUCUUUGUGCCGGAUCUUGGCCCAGUAAAAUAUUUGCAAGCUGGUAAACAGGCCUUGUCAAAGUUAGUGUAUAAUUCCCGCAAAGAUAAAGUUCUUCCAAUAAAACCACCUGCAAAAGGCGAUGAAGAUGAUAUCUUAGAAGAAGACAACGAGGUAGAGAUAGCUGAUAUUAAAACUAAACCAGUUAAGAAUGAUAUGGAUGAAAAUGAUGACAGCGAGUCAGAUGAGGACCAAAAAUUAAAAGAGAAAAUUAAAAGGGAAAAAGAGAAAUUGAGGAAAAUGAGGGAAGAAGAAGAAGAGAUGAAGAAACAGGAAGAGAAAGAAAGGUUACUGCAAAUGAGACCAACGAAACAUAAAGAAACAGCAGGAGGCGGGGAACCUGCAGAUGAGCAGACAAAAGAAAGACGUAAUACUGUGAGAAAGAUGAUGGAAAAGGCAUGGAAUGGUUAUGCUCAGUAUUCCUGGGGGCAGAAUGAACUCAAACCAAUCAGUCAAAUGGGUCACUCUGCCAGUAUCUUUGGCACACAUUCUAUGGGAGCUACAAUUGUUGAUGCCCUGGACACUUUGUAUAUCAUGGGUCUGGAAGAAGAAUUUAAAAAAGCUCGAGACUGGGUUGCCACUAACUUGUCUUUUGAUAAGUCCACAACAGUUUCAGUGUUUGAAAUCUGUAUUCGUUUUCUUGGAGGCUUAUUAACUGGCUAUGCUUUAACUGGAGAUGAAGUUUUCAAAAUAAAAGCUAAAGAAGUUGGUGAUCGUUUAUUACCAGCAUUUAACACUCCCACUGGCAUACCAUAUGGACUUGUUAAUUUAGCCAGUGGUUCUGGACACAAUUGGGGCUGGGCAUCAGGUGGUUCAUCGAUUCUUGCAGAAUUUGGAACACUUCAUUUAGAGUUUGUCUAUCUCUCACAUAUAACCAAAGAUCCAGUUUAUGCUGAAAAGGUGAAAAAGGUGCGAGAUUUUGUAGACAAAAUUGACAAACCUCAAGGACUUUAUCCCAAUUAUUUAAACCCAAGGAAUGGAGCGUGGGGACAAAAUCAUGUUUCUCUGGGUGCUUUGGGUGAUAGUUUUUAUGAAUAUCUUAUUAAAUCAUGGAUACAAAGUGGAAAGACAGAUAAACAAGCAAGAAAAAUGUAUGAUGAUACCAUAGAGGCAGUGGAAAAGAUCAUGGUUCAAAAAAGCCAAUCGGGUCUGACAUAUGUAGCUGAAUAUAGAUAUGGUGGUCUUGAACACAAAAUGGGACAUUUGGCAUGUUUCUCUGGAGGUAUGCUUGCAUUAGGUGCUGCAGGUUCAAGAAACAACAAGGAAGAUCAUUAUGUUGACUUAGGAGCAAGAAUAACUAAUACUUGUCAUGAAUCAUAUAAACGAACAGCAACUGGAAUAGGACCUGAGAUGUUCUUUUUCCAAGGGCCACAUGAGGCCAAAGGACUUAGGGGGAAUGAACGAUAUUAUAUUUUACGUCCAGAAGUUGUGGAGUCCUAUUUUGUUAUGUGGAGAAUAACGCACGAUCAGAAAUAUCGUGAAUGGGGUUGGGAAGCUGUACAGGCAAUCAAGAAACACUGUGAAGUUGGAGUAGGAUUCUCUGGGAUCCGUGAUGUGGACAGUGUUCCUGUACAGCACGAUGAUGUACAGCAAAGUUUUUUCCUGGCAGAGACCUUAAAAUAUUUAUAUCUUUUAUUCUCAGAUGAUUCGCUUAUACCUUUAGAUCGUUGGGUAUUUAACACUGAAGCACACCCCUUGCCAGUCAUUGGUAAAACAUAGUUAUGUCUAUUUCAAUUUUUUUUCAAAUCCAGCAACGAGUAGGGUUUUGAUAAACAUUAAGGGCAACAAGUCAUUGAGAGAAGCACACAAUUGCAUUGUUUGCAAAAUCUUGUACACACAUCCUUGGGUAUCUAAUUGUCUUUUAAUAUUCAUCAUACAUAAGGAUAUUCUUGCUCGCAAUUUUUUUAUACUUAAGAUUUUGAUCUUAGUUGAAUCAGUUUCAUGAAAAUUAGUUUCUCCAACCAUUAUAUAGUUCCCAUUGUGCCUGAUAUUGUACACUGUUAAAUAGGCAGGCCCUUAUACAAACCAAUUCAGGCUCUAUAUAUAUCAUUCUGAAGUUGAUAUCUAUGGAAUGAUCCACAUGUUAUUUAAAAAAUGGGUUUAGCCAUAGUUGAUCAGUUAUCAUUCAGCAUCAAUAUGUGAAUAUGAA